Pipistrellus kuhlii (Kuhl's pipistrelle) is the source of this 2850-nucleotide messenger RNA. RefSeq names its product coiled-coil domain containing 96 (gene CFAP184). Gene Ontology annotation, cellular component: axoneme; ciliary basal body. Gene Ontology annotation, biological process: cilium assembly. The record is from RefSeq and is a predicted model, not a curated record. The transcript has a single exon. NCBI's taxonomy places the organism in Eukaryota, Metazoa, Chordata, Mammalia, Chiroptera, Vespertilionidae. Bases 330 to 1982 code for a protein of 550 amino acids.
CCGCCGCUCUGCGCCUGCGCGCCCCUCGCGCCGGCCGCCGGCCACGCCCAGCGCCACGCCCCGGCCCGGGCGCUGGGAAGCGGGCGGAAAGAGAGCCUGGGGGCCGCGCCACGCCCUCCUCGGCGCGAGCCUACGCCCUCUCCCAAUCAACGCCGCCGGUCGCCCGACAGCAGCCUCCCAUUGGCUUUCGUCUGCUGGAAGGCGGGGAGAAGGGGCGGGGCGUCGGUCAGACGCCUGGCCAAUCGCCGGGCCCACCGCGAGCGCCCUGGUUGCCCCUGGAAACCUAACAGCCGGCAGCUAGGCUCACCGCGCCGGCGAGUCGGGGAGAGAUGGAAAGCCACUCGGAGCUCAGUGGGGACUCGGGGCAGGAGCACGACGAUGUGGCCAGCAUGGCCUCGCGGCCGUCCGGGGUCAAGAUCCCCUCCGGCCCCCAGUCCCCAGCCGAGUCCGCGGAGCCGGCAGACGUAGAGACUAAGGAGAGAGGCUCUACCUUGGCCGAGCCCGCCGAGCCCCCGGAGCCGGCCGAGGCGGACGAGCCCGCCGAGCCCGCCGAGCCCGCCGAGCCCGAGCCCAGGGAAGGGCCGUCGGCCACCGAAGCUGAGGGCGAGGAGGUGCCCGAGGAGCGGGAGGCGCCGGCCGAGGCCGAGGAGGUGCCCGGAGCGCGGGAGGCGCCGGCCGAGGAGCCCGCCGCGCCGGUGUCCGAGGGCGGGCCCGAGGGAGCCGAGGAGGAGAGGGCAGAGGCGCCCGCGGAGGAGGAGGAGAGCCCGGCGGAGGAGAAGAAGAAAGCCUCGUCGGUGAUCAGCCUGGCGGAGGCCUCGCCCGUCCCGGAGGCCGAGCGCGAGGGGUCGGAGGAGGAGGCCGAGAGCGAGGGGAGCGCGAGGAAGAGCUUGUUGGAAGGCGGCGAGAAGGAGCCGGACGAGGACGUGAGGGAUGAGGACGUGGAGUGGACCGAGGAGGUGCAGCGGCAGCAGGAGCAGCAGCUGCGCUCCGAGCUGCUGGAGCAGUACCGCACCCUGACGGUGGAGCGCAGCCACUACCAGCGCUACAACAUGUUCCUGCAGCAAAAGAUCUACGAGGCGCUGCGCAAGAAGAAGGGCCUGGACGCCGCCGAGGUGGUGCCCGAGAAGGGCGCCGAGCCCGAGGCCCCCGAGAAGGAGGAAGCCUACCUGCGCCACCUGGCGCUGCUGGAGGAGCUCAGGAAGCAGGAGGCCGACGACCUGGACUGGUACCACCAGGAGCUGGACCAGCUGAAGCAGCAGUGCAAGGAGAAGGUCUCCAGGGUGGAGAGGGAGUGGCGGAGGUUCCAGGCGCUCAAGAAGCAGGUGGUGCUGCAGGCCAUGGGCAGCUGCCGGCUGCGGGGCGGGCGGCAGGCCGCUCUGCUGGAGGUGGAGCAGAUCCAGGCGCUGGAGGACAAGAAGGAGAAGGAGAUGAGCGCCGUGAGGCUGGAGAACGUGCAGCUGAAGCAGAGCCUCGUGCACUUUGAGACCAGGAUGCGGGCCCAGGAGGACACGACCGAGGGCCUGCUCCUCAUCGACUUCGAGCAGCUCAAGAUUGAGAACCAGACGUUCAACGAGAAACUGGAGGAGCGGAACGAGGAGCUUCUGAAACUGCACGGCAAGGUGAACAACAACGUGCAGAUCAUCACCCACGUGAAGGAGAAGCUGCACUUCAUGGACAUUGAGAACGCGGGCAAAAAGGCCCAGCUUCUGGAGGUGGAGGCCCAGGUGGCCCUCCGGAGGGACAUCCUGACCAAGACGAAGCAAGCCCGGGACAGCCUGCGCAUGGACAACAUCAAGCUGAACCAGAAGUGCGGGCUCCUGGGCAAGGAGUCGCUCCUCCGGGACAUGGAGGACAAGGUGGUCAGGACGGAGGAGCUCAAGGAGCACCUGGAGAGCCUGAAGCGCCACCACGAGGGGCUGACCCUGUCCUGCCGGGGCGUGAGGCAGAAGAUCCGGGAGUCCAAGGCCUUCCUCCCCUCCUGACCGGCCGGCUGUUAGCUUUUACUCUCCAUGCUUCGCCAUUCUUUAAAAGGCAUGCAAUAUUUAGGACGGAACUACAUUUUUGUAUUUAUCUAAUAAUUUUUCAGCUUCCAGAUGAGUGCCGAGCACAAAAUUGGGUCAGCAGUCGGUUUUAUGUGGGGGCAAGUAAAGCAGGCGCAAACACCGCAGGAAGUGCCUCCCUCCUCAGGAAACGCUGUCCAAAGCCUUUACCUCUGAACGAUCCAUAACGUCAGCGACCUGGUGCUGAGAACUCCCCUCCCAUAGGCCGGAGGGUCCCCAAUGGGCAGGAUGCCCCCAAUUCCUGUGCUGAUCAUUAAACAUCCGAAUUUAUUAAGCUCUGCACUCCCAAGUCUGUUUCAGUUCAAACCUCAUUUAACUCCCUUAUAUUGACCUUGUUUCUGGGUUAAUAAAAACACCCAGGAAACAUCGGGAAACGGCAAACAGAAAAGGGGCUUGGGUUCACUGUCCCAUUGCUCCGUGAAAGGAGACUCAGUCUGCGCACCACUGGAGUUGGAUUCCGGCUCAAUGGCAGUCUUCAGCUCUUGGGCCUCCCAAGGAAAGCGUUGACCUCCCCCGAUAAAGGCAGUCUUGUUUCCCAGCGAAGACAGCGGUGGCUGUGUUUUGCCAGGUGCAGAAUGUAUGGUGUGGUGAGUGCCAACUGCCCAGGAGGCAGCAGGACCCCACUCUGCACGUGACUUUACUCUGUCUUAUGUUAAAGUGCCCAUUCCUGGUGUUAACACAGGAAAUAGCUGAUCGGCCUAGCUCCUUAGUUCAGAUUGGUGAUUAACAUUUUCAGGGGUGGGGGUGAUGCUUUUGGACCUAGGGGCUUGGUUUUAUUUAUUCUUUUUUU